AUGGGAAAUAUUACUGAAAACGGUCAGAGGCGUCUUCGUGACAAUCCCAAUCUGGUCGUAGAGUCUGUCCAGGAUUGUGAUUGCGAAGGCGCCGAGAUAUUGACCCAAUACGCGGUCCUGGGCCGCUACGACUUCGUCAUGCUUGCUGACGCCAGGGAUAACGAUGCCGUGGCGAGGCUUUCACUUGAGAUGAGCCACCGCAUAGGGAUGCAUGUUGAGACCCUGCCAGCCAUCGCGUUAAACACGCUUUCCGAUCUGGAUGGCGAUAGUACCGACACUGACCUGGUAACUGCCGAAGCUCCGGAGGGGGAAUGGAGGCUGCCAGAAUCAGAUCCGGAAUAG
Molecule: messenger RNA, 342 nt
Organism: Geodia barretti
Lineage: Eukaryota; Metazoa; Porifera; Demospongiae; Tetractinellida; Geodiidae
Source: the annotation of a GenBank genome assembly